This is a messenger RNA of Aspergillus tanneri, 1746 nucleotides long. Its product is annotated as putative C6 transcription factor. NCBI's taxonomy places the organism in Eukaryota, Fungi, Ascomycota, Eurotiomycetes, Eurotiales, Aspergillaceae. Gene Ontology annotation, molecular function: DNA binding; zinc ion binding; DNA-binding transcription factor activity, RNA polymerase II-specific. The coding region runs from base 1 to 1746 and encodes 581 amino acids. The transcript has a single exon. The record is from RefSeq and is a predicted model, not a curated record. Gene Ontology annotation, biological process: DNA-templated transcription; regulation of DNA-templated transcription; response to xenobiotic stimulus.
AUGACGGAUCACCAGACGAUGGGUGAGCCCGCACGGAAGCGCUCCCGCGUCGCCUGCGUUUCAUGUCAGUCCCGUAAACGUAAAUGUUCAGGAGAUCAGCCAUGUACCACCUGCUGCCAAUUUGGCGUCGAUUGCCACUAUGAUCUGCUAUCCCGCAAGAAAAAAGAUGUCAAAUUGUUCCGGCCCCCGUCUGGCUCCGGCAUUCUCAACGAGACGACUGCCACCUCCAAGUCCCACCAUCAGGACCAGACGCCUGGUGACUUGCUCGCAGUUGACCUGAACUCCCUGGAAGCCAAUUCCGGAGCGGCGUUCGUGCGGAGAUUGGGACUCAAGAUCGACCCAGCCAAUGCACCGAGGCUCCAUAUGUUUGCUUGGAAUGUCGGCGCUCGCCAUGCGCCGCUGCCACCGAUGCCUCCGCCGUCAGCAGCCGUAGCGGUGCCUGUGGUCGACAUUCUCUCUCAGGAUGAGAUGCGAGCCCUGAUCACCAUUUUCUUCGAAAAGGUGGACCCGUGCUACGGAUUUCUGGAUCGUGACAGUGUCCUGCGCCAAGUAAGCAGGAGAUGGUUGCCUUCAUCCAGCGAGUCCGCCCUGUCCUAUGGGCCCUAUGAUGCAGUACUCUGCGGUGUCGCGGCAUUCGGGUACCUGUUCUCGCGUCGACAGGCCAUUCCAACUGAGCUGCAGCUGGUUGAAACGGCUCGACUUAUCUUAGAGCACCACAUGCUCUCGGAGCGUUCGUCCAUCGACAUUGUUACUGGCAUGGUCCUCAGAGUCGCCUACCUGCGCAUGACGGCCUCACCUCAUGCCGCGUGGAUGGCGAGCUGCUCCCUAAUGCAUCUGGUUGAGGCGGCUGGUCUGCACCUCGAACAGCUUCCAGACACGAUCCUCGGCCAAUCUACCGAGCCCUGUGAUCCAGAAACUCGCCGGAGACUAUACGGUAUGGCGCGUCAUCUCAACGUCUGGAUCUCUUUCGAGCUUGGCCGAACCCGAGUCGUUCUACACGGUGCCACAUCGCUUUCACCGACCCCUAGACCUACGGGCUACACGACUGAAAUAUUCAACCUCCUCCCUGUAUCUGAAAGUCUGGAUCCUAAUAAGUCGCAGAACACCUCGGAUCUAGAAUCCGCCCUGAGCGACGUCCUCGACGAUGUCCACGUGCAGCCGACGUUAAUAUUAGCGCAAUGUAAUCUGAUGCUAUGCCUAUACCGCCGUCUGCGCGCUCUGAAUUCCGUCAUCUCCGGCAAGCUGCUGGAUCGUGUCCUCGUACUGGCUAAGAAAGGUCUCCGAGCUUCCCGCGAGAUGGUGGCGGCGGUCUGUCCCUGGCACCAAAUAGCCAAUGUACCUUUCCAGAUAGUCUGCACGUUGCUGGCAAUCGACACUCGCGCGUCGUUGACAUUGCUGAGCGAGGCCAUGCAAACGCUCCGCGAGGUUGCCAUGACCUAUGACACCGAGGUGAUGCGCGAGGCCCACAGCACCGCUUACCUGUUGAUCCUCCUACACCAGCAGCGCAAAGAGGAAGACACAAAAGCACUGCGAGAUGUCCUUCACACAAGCUCCUCUGUCUCUGCUCCGCCGAUCCUGGCCCUAGAACAGCAACCGAUAGCGUCGGAGUCAACGCAUUCCCUGGCGGAUUAUCCGGGGUUCUCGUGGCUGAGUGACAUAUUAAUCGAUCUGCCGGGUCUUCAAAAUUUCGACCUGGAUAAUUUUCUGACAACCGACGUGCCGUUUAAUCAAGAAACGGGGGUCUGA